AUAAAAUGCAUGAGUGCCUGCACACUCAGUAGUCAGCUGAACUUACCAGAACCAGAUCGUAAUAUGAUCUACGUUUAGCUCAAAACAAUGAAGUGUAACAUGCUUGUCAUUGUCUUUGCUUUGUUCCUCUUCAAAGAGGAUGCUUUUGCCCACAAUCGAGCCAAACGGGAAUACUCACAAACUACAUAUGAUCUGAGUGGAUCUGCAAUCACACAAAACUUUAGGUUUACAAGAGAUCUUUCAAGCGCAUCAGAUGAAGGAACUCAUACCUGCAGUAUAUGGGGUAACAAGGCAGUCAAGACAUAUACCAACGAAUUUUAUCAUUUUCAAUCAACAUGCAACCAUAUUCUGAGUCGCCAAUGCCAAGGUGGUACUGAAGAUUUUAAUGUGGAAAUUCGUAGUGAUCCAAAUGGCAAAUUGGAGCACAUUUUCAUAAAAACUGACGGUGUUAUGAUAGUUGUGACGAAUGAUACAUACAAGGUGAACGACGUUAAAGUUUUAUUGCCUUAUGAGAACAAAGUGAUUACAAUUCAGCAAUAUGGAGUCAAUGUGCGCAUUAAAAACAGGCAGCACACUAUAUCUGUGGUCUGGAAUCAUGAAGAUGCAUUGUCGAUAACAGUUGAUUCUCAAUAUAAGGGACUAUUAUGUGGCCUCUGUGGACCCUUUGAUGAUAGCAUCUCAACAACCUACGAUUUGAACUACAUCUACGAGUACAAAUUGGAUGCAUGGAAUGCAGACUGCACCACCCAUUUCUCCAAAAUAAAUAGUUGCGCAUCAGCUGAUAGUUGUUCAGCAAUCCGCAAGUUUUUCGCAGCAUGCUCUUCUCCUGCCAUCAACGAUAAAUUUGUGGAAAUGUGUCAGAAGGAUGUUUGCACUAAUAAUGAAGCAGUGAAAUCCCUUUGUUCUGCCUUUAAUGAAGCAUCAAAAGGGUGUGAGCUUGUAGAUGCAUCAAACUGGAACACAUGGAAAGAUUCUGUCCAAUGCACAUGGCCCACUUGUCCAGGGAAUCAGGUUUACAAAGAUUGUGGUCCUGUUUGUAUGUCAACCUGCACCGACCCAAAUUCUGAACAAUGGUGUGAUCAGUGUGUGAAUACAUGUGAUUGUCCACAAGGGACUGUCCUUGAUAAUGUCAGAGGUGAUAACACAUGUAUCAACUACACGGAUUGUCCUUGUGAAUAUAAUGGACAAAUAUAUAAUUCUGGAGAAACACACAAUUCCUUGUGCCAUUCAUGCACCUGCAAAAGUGGAAUCUGGGAGUGUACUGACCUUAACUGCCCUAAAAUAUGCCAAAUUGAAGAAGGAACUCAUAUCACAACAUUUGAUGGCAAAUACUUUAAUUUGAUCGGAGAUUGCUCGUAUUAUGCAAUUGUCACAACGGACUGGUCAGUGAAAAUUGAAAUGCAUCCAUGCCAUUCAGCAUAUAGACAGACAUGUCUACAGCGAGUAACAUUCACAAAAUUUCAGAACUCCUAUUCAAUCAAUAAAGAAGGCACUAUUCAUCAGAAUGACAACCAAGUGGGAUUGCCUUUUGGAAAUGGUGAAAUAAUGAUAUUUCAACAGUCAUCACUGUACAUUCAAUUGAUCACAAAAGAUGGUCUGAAGAUACAGGUACUGAUAUCUCCCAUCAUGCAGCUUUACAUGUCACUGCCCAAAACUGCCAAAGGAACCACUAAAGGUUUGUGCGGCACCUACAACGACAAUGUAGAAGAUGACUUCCUAUCGUCACAGGGCAUUGUUGAGUACAUAUAUGUUCCUUUCAGUGAAUCAUGGAAAACCAAUGAUGAAUGUCCUUCACCAAUAGUGAAUCCAACCUGUGUUAGCUCAGAACAUGAAAAUUAUGCCAAAGAGCAAUGUGCGUAUAUAAAAGACCCAACGGGGGCUUUUUCCAACUGUCAUUCUGCAGUGGAGUAUUUGGUGUAUUAUGAAAUGUGUAAAGCUGCUUCAUGUAAUUGUAUAAAACUCGAUGACUGUGUGUGUGCGGCAAUGGAAGCAUAUGUUCAUGCUUGUUCCGUAAAGGGCAUCGUUGUGAUGAACUGGAGGAGAUCUGUUUGUGCAAUAACUUGCCCCAGCACACAAGUUUACCAUUACAAUAUGAGAGCCUGUAAUCGCACCUGUGAAUUUCUGUCAAAGUUUGACUUUACAUGUCAGUUUCAAGACACUCCAGUUGAUGGCUGUGGUUGCCCUGAGGGAACGUACAUGGACGACAAAGCAACAUGUGUACAAAUAUCAGAAUGCCCUUGUUACGUUAAUGGGAUCAUUGCAUACAGAGGUGAAAUUAUUACAUCAAAUGGAAUGAAUUGUGUCUGCCAGAAUGGAGUCCCUUCCUGUCUUGAUGAAAACAGCCUGCCCAUUUCAGAAGAUUGCCAAGAUAAACAAUUUUCAGACUGUACCAAUACCAGUUUAUGUAAGAGGACAUGUGAAACUCUAAACAAACCAUGUCCAAACCCAUGUGUCCCAGGUUGUGUCUGCCCUGAUGGUUUGGUGCAGGAUUCCACUGGAGGAUGCAUUGAACCAUCCCGAUGUCCCUGUUUAUUUGGAAGUGAAACCUUUGGUGGUGGAGAAACAAUCACCAUUGAUUGCAAUACAUGCACAUGCAAUGGUGGAGAAUGGGAAUGCACUGAUAAUUCAUGUCCAAAGACCUGCACAGUUUAUGGAGAUGGUCACUACAUAACAUUUGAUGGAAAACGAUACAAAUUUGAUGGCAACUGUGAAUAUAUCUUUCUGGAGGACAAAUGUCGACGAGAGAUUGGUACAUUCCAAAUACUGACACAAAGUGUUCCCUGCUGUGAAAAUGGAGUGACAUGUUCAAGAGAAAUCAGAAUCUUGAUUGGGAAGAGAGAACUAACUUUAUCGAGUGCAACUGGAGUACGUGAGGUGUCGUCUGAAUACAGCCAGUGCACAGAUAAUUCAUAUACAAUUCACACUGUUGGACUCUACUUAAUCCUGUCAUUUUCCAAUGGGAUCACUUUGGUUUGGGAUAAACGGACACGACUUUCAAUCACAUUGGAUCCAAAAUGGAAGAAUAAAGUUUGUGGACUUUGUGGAAAUUUCAAUGAUGAUCUUGAAGAUGACUUAACAUCAAAGGGGAACACCUUGCUGACCAACACUUUGGAAUUUGGGAACUGCUGGAAAUCCACACAGCUUUGCUCUGAUACAGUAAAUGAGAUUUAUCCAUGUGAUAACAAUCCAUAUUGUUUGUCAUGGGCGCAGAAGAGGUGCAACUUAAUUCAUAGCGCAAUCUUUCAAGCGUGCCAUAAAAAGGUUGAUCCAAUUCCAUUUUAUGAUGCUUGUAUUCAAGAAGCUUGUGCCUGUGAUAUGGAGGGAAAGUAUCUUGGUUUCUGUACUGCUGUAGCUGUGUAUGCAGAAGCUUGUAAUAAAGCUGAAGUUUGUAUUCGCUGGAGAACCCCUGAACUUUGUCCUGUGUACUGUGACUAUUAUAAUGCUCCCAAUGAAUGCAGCUGGCACUAUCAGCCGUGUGGAACCAUAACAACAAGAACAUGUACCGGCCAUUUCAUCGGAAAGAAGUAUUCGGCAAUUCUUGAAGGUUGCUAUGCCAAAUGCCCAGAGAGUGCUCCUUAUUUGGAUGAAAAUACAAUGAAAUGCGUUGCAUUACCUCAGUGUACAUGCUAUUAUGAGGGAAGGAUAUUGCAACCCGAUGAAACUACAAGAAAUGGUUGUGAAGAAUGUAUGUGCCAAGAUGGAAUCACUACGUGCCAACGAACAACAACCACAACUGCUACAACAACAGUCACAACACCAUCGACAACCACAAUUUCUUCAACCACCAUUACAGAAACAACACCAACAACUGAGACCACUACUAGCAUUACAUCAGGAACAACACCAACAACAUCUUCAACAACUGGCACAACUGAAUCCACCACAACAGAAACUACGCCAACCACAUCAUCAACUGAGACCACAACCAGCACUACAUCAGAAACAACAUCAACAUCAACAACAGGGACCACUACAAGCACUACAUCAGGAACAACGCCAACAACAUAUUCGACAACUGGCACAACUGAGUCCACCACCAGUUCCACAACAGAAACACCAACUACAUUAACAACUGGGACCACUACCAGCACUACAACAGAAACAACACCAACAACUGAGACCACUACUAGCAUUACAUCAGGAACAACACCAACAACAUCUUCAACAACUGGCACAACUGAAUCCACCACAACAGAAACAACGCCAACCACAUCAUCAACUGAAACCACAACCAGCACUACAUCAGAAACAACAUCAACAUCAACAACAGGGACCACUACAAUCACUACAUCAGGAACAACGCCAACAACAUAUUCGACAACUGGCACAACUGAGUCCACCACCAGUUCCACAACAGAAACACCAACUACAUUAACAACUGGGACCACUACCAGCACUACAACAGAAACAACGCCAACAACAUCAUCAACUGAGACCACUACCAGCACCACUUCAGAAACAACACCAACAUCAACAACAGGGACCACUAUAAGCACAACAUCAGAAACAACACCAACAACAUCUUCAACAACUGGCACAACUGAGUCCACCACCAGUUCCACAACAGAAACAACAACUACAUUAACAACUGGGACCACUACCAGCACUACAACAGAAACAACGCCAACAACAUCAUCAACUGAGACCACUACCAGCACCACUUCAGAAACACCAACAUCAACAACAGGGACCACUCCAAGCACUACAUCAGCAACAACACCAACAACAUCUUCAACAACUGGUACAACUGAGUCUACCACCAGUUCCACAACAGAAACAACUACAUCAACAUCUGGGACCACCACUACAUCAGAAACAACGCCAACAACUGAGACAACUACCAGCACUACAUCAGAAACAACACCAACAUCAACAACAGGGACCACGACAAGCACUACAUCAGGAACAACACCAACAACAUCUUCAACAACUGGCACAACUGAGUCCACCACUACAGAAACAACAACAGAGACGAGUACAAGCACCACAUCAGAAACAACACCAACAACAGCAACAACUGUCACGACUGAGCCUACCGUUAGUUCCACAACAGAGGCCCACUGUCCUGGUGUAUGGUCUUCCUGGUAUAAUAAUAAUACACCAUCAGCACAAAGCCCAAAUGAUAAUGAAUUGCUGGCUCCAAUACGUGAAAUAAUAUGUUCCUAUCCUUCAGAUAAGAUCAGUAACAUUCAGUGUCAACUCGCCAAUGAUACUUAUUGGCCUCCAAGUUUAUCACCAGAUGUAGUGGUGUGUGAAAAAGACAUAGGGCUGACUUGUACAGUUUCUAAGGAUGCAGUGGGACAGAUUUGUAAUGACUAUGAGAUCAGAGUUUGCUGUGAGCAAACUGAAGUGACAACCAUGACUACAACUGUCCCCACCACCACUCCACCAGAAGAAUGUUACUGUGAUUCAAAUCCACCACGAAAGUGCAACGAAACAUGGGUGGAAAAUUGUGCGACCUUCACUUGCGUUUAUGAAGAAACAUACAAAAUUGACCAUGUUUCCUGUAAACUAACUCCAAAGCCACAAUGUUACAGUGGAUUAAAACCUACCAGAGUCAAAACUGAAGAUGGCUGCUGUUCAGAAUGGGAUUGUCAAUCUGUAUGCUAUGUGUGGGGAAGAAAACAUUAUCGUACCUUCGACGGUGUAUUCUACAAGUUCCAUGAAGAUUGUUCAUACAUUCUUGUGGAAGAAAUUAUCCCAACAUACAAUUUUUCUGUGAUCCUUGAUAAUCAUAACUGUCCUCCAUCAGCAUAUAAAUCCUGUGAGAAAUCAAUAAUUAUUAUUUACAAUGGAACCACCAUACAUGUAUCACCAAAGAAAAAUGAUGUGAAAAUCAAUGGAGAAUCUAUCAAUCUACCUGUUUAUUCAGAAGAAUUUACCAUUACAAAAUGCUUUUCCCGUAUACGUGUUCAAAUUCCUUCCAUUCGAACCGUCAUCACAGCAACGCGAAAACACUUCAGAAUUAAAUUAUCAGAAAUGUUUUUCAAGGAUAAACUCCAAGGACAAUGUGGUUCUGUUUCUAAACGCAAAACCGAUGAUUGCAUGAGAAAGAAUGGGAAAAUAGAGCCAACUGACUGUUGUUCUGAAACAGCUCAUGAAUGGAAAACGUCUUAUACAAAUAAAAAACAUUGCACAGAUCUACCUACAUAUCAGCCUUGUAGUCCACCAACUCCUCCUCCACCAUGUGAAUAUGAGACGCCUAUGUGUAAUGCUAUCUUUGGAAAUUCAUUCAAAAGUUGCAGAGCCCUCAAUUCACUUUCUGAGUAUUUUGAGGCAUGUCGGGAUGACAACUGUUGGAAUGCAACAAAUGAAGAAUGUUCCAGCCUGGAAGCAGCUGCCUAUAGAUGUAAUGGACUUGGAUUAUGUGUUGACUGGAGACAAUCUACAUAUGGAUCAUGCAGCUACACCUGUCCACAUGGUUUCAUGUAUAAACCCUGUGCCACCAACAAUCACAAUUAUUGUACAGACAAUUUGAUGAGAACUGGAGAAGUGUUCACUGAACCUACUGAAGGUUGCUACUGUCCAGAGGGAUUGAUGCUAUCUGAAGAUGAAACACAAUGUGUUCCUUCUUGUAGUAGAUGCACAGACUACUCAGGAAACGUAAAAAAUGAUGGUGAGGAAUGGUCUGAUCAAAAUAAUACAUGUAUUUACUACAGAUGUUCAGGAGGCACGGUGAUAGAGACAGAAUUAUCAUGCUUUUAUAAUUCAACCUGUGAUGAGGUUGACAAAAAAUGGGAUGACCGUCACUGUUGCUAUUACUGCCCUCAGCGAGUGACACUAUGCAAAGUUCAUCCAGAAUCGCUUACAAUCAUUAAGGAUAACUGUACUGCAACAGUUGAACUUAAUUCAUGUCAAGGAAAUUGCAACUCAUUUUCCAUAUUUGACUACACAAUAGAUAAAAUGAAACACAACUGUGAGUGCUGUGAAGAACAAACGACUGAAACAAAGGAAGUAACAUUGGCGUGUGGAAAUGGAUCGAGUAAACAGUACUCGUAUAUUUCUGCAAAAACAUGUCAGUGCUCUAUUUGUGAAAGUAGUACACCGUGAAAUGGAAUUUUAAACUGAAUGCCAAUUUAAUUGUUAACCUCUGUUUAUUACUUUUAAGCAAAGAUUACUUAGUGAAAUUUGAAAAAUCCUAAGUGUCUUUUAUUCCUAACUGCAUGGCUUUUUACAAUAUAUCUUUCGAGCUUAUUUUUCAUCCACAUGAUCAUUUAAUGCAAAACGAAAAAUAAAUAAAAAUUCUGCAUAUGA
Molecule: messenger RNA, 7254 nt
Organism: Leucoraja erinaceus (little skate)
Lineage: Eukaryota; Metazoa; Chordata; Chondrichthyes; Rajiformes; Rajidae
Product: mucin-2-like
Exons: 68
Coding region: 88-7050 (2320 amino acids)
Cellular component (GO): extracellular matrix
Molecular function (GO): protein binding
Source: RefSeq, a predicted model, not a curated record